CACACAUGGUCCUCCCAUGGAGCUUGAGAAUAUGAAUAUGAUUGGAUGAAACACAUCCCAAUUUGGUUGUUUUCUGUGGAAACAUAAACACCUGAUAAUGCUUUCCCCAAACUCAAAAUCACCAUCACCACCAACAACAACACUCUUCUUUCAUUUCAUUUCAAACUCUUAAUCAUUUCCAACAUAUUCAAAUCUAAACACAGCUAGGUUUCACUUUUUUUCUUCUUCUUCUUAUUAAUAUUCUCAGAUUCAAACUGGUUUUUAUUUUGACAUCCUCAUCAACUAACGGUUGGUUUGUCAAUUGUGAUGAAAGCCAUUUGCUCAAUUUCCAAACACUGGAAAGAUAUAUAGUUUUGAUGAGUGUAUUGAGUGCUUGAGCAGCUUUUACUUGCUGGGCCAAUCUGAACUAUACAUUUGUGAUUGUAGAGUUGGAAUAAACUGACCAAUAUGGUAAAUCCAUCAUUACGAGGGGGGGUUAUAAGAAAACCAAAUGAAACAAUGAGGCUAGUUGUGACAACUUUCAUUGGAAUUGUAUUUGGUUUCUUUUUAGGAGUAUCAUUUCCAACACUUUCAUUAACUAAGAUGAACCUCCCUUCCGGCCUCUUUCCUUCAAUUGAUCUUACAUAUAUUGAGGACAAGUACUCGGGCCUGUCAACUCGAGCUUUUUUCAAAGCUUUCUCAUCUUUGAGGGGUAACAGAGGCGAUUUCAAUCAAGUUUACUCUUUCAACGAUACAAAGAUCUGGGUUCCAACAAAUCCUCGCGGGGCUGAAAGACUACCGCCUGGCAUAAUUGCUUCCGAAUCAGAUUUCUAUCUUCGCCGAUUGUGGGGUCUGCCCAGUGAGGAUUUAACCGUCACACCAAAAUAUCUUGUCACUUUUACAGUUGGUUAUAGCCAGAAAAAAAAUAUCGAUGCUGCUGUUAAAAAGUUUUCAGAGAAUUUCACCAUUCUGUUGUUUCACUAUGAUGGUCGAACAAGUGAAUGGGAAGAGUUUGAGUGGUCAAAAAGGGCAAUCCAUGUGAGCGUCCCGAAGCAAACUAAAUGGUGGUAUGCAAAACGCUUUUUGCAUCCUGACAUCGUUGCAGCUUAUGAUUACAUCUUUUUGUGGGACGAGGAUCUCGGUGUGGAGCACUUUAAUGCAGAGGAAUACAUAAAAUUAGUGAAGAAACAUGGUUUGGAGAUUUCGCAGCCGGGAUUGGAACCAAAUAAGGGAUUAACAUGGCAGAUGACUAAAAGGAGAGGUUAUAGUGAAGUUCACAAGGAUACAGAGGAGAAGCCUGGUUGGUGUACUGAUCCACAUUUGCCACCAUGUGCAGCAUUUGUUGAGAUUAUGGCAACUGUGUUCUCGCGUGAUGCAUGGCGAUGCGUUUGGCAUAUGAUUCAGAAUGAUCUGGUACAUGGAUGGGGUCUGGACUUUGCCCUUCGAAAAUGUGUCGAGCCUGCUCAUGAGAAGAUAGGAGUUGUAGAUUCACAGUGGAUUGUUCAUCAAAGUGUUCCUUCACUUGGUUCCCAAGGGAAAUCAGAAGCUGGGAAACAACCAUGGGAAGGGGUGAGGGAGAGGUGCAGAAAGGAAUGGAGAAUGUUUCAAGAUCGGAUAUCCAACGCCGAGAAAGCAUAUUUUGAUUCAGUGGGAAUUGAUCCACCAAACUCAACAGUUCGUUAGAUUUGUUGGGGUGAGAUGGAUUUGUAUCAUGAGAGAGAGAGAGAGAGAGAGAGAGAGAGAGAGAGAGAGAGAGAGAGAGAGAGAGAGAGAGAGAGAGAGAGAGAGAGAGAGAGAGAGAGAGAGUUGAUACUUACCAGGCCUAUUGUACUUAAAUCUAGUCAUGUAUACCCAGAAAUGUUUUAGCUGUAACAUUGUGCUCCUCUUCCUGGAUUUUUAUUUUUCGCCAGAAAAUCCAGUCUGUAUUAUUUUAUUAAAUUUUUUCUUUCUCUUGAUGAAAUUCCAUUAUAUUGUUUAGCUGGGUUAA
Messenger RNA from Cannabis sativa, 1966 nucleotides. RefSeq lists its product as uncharacterized. The record is from RefSeq and is a predicted model, not a curated record. Lineage: Eukaryota; Viridiplantae; Streptophyta; Magnoliopsida; Rosales; Cannabaceae. The coding region runs from base 448 to 1662 and encodes 404 amino acids. The transcript has 15 exons.